UAUGUAUGUGCAUCUCUCUUUAUCACAACAAUAAUGGGCUUCAUUUUUCAAUACUGCAAACUGAAAGAAUCAAAAAGAGAUAAUACAUUUUGGCCAUUUCACUUUGAUGAUUCAUCAGUGGAUGCAGGAAGACUGGCAGGUUCCUGCCAACCAAAGACCCAUAUCUUCUUCCUAAAAAACCACAAGACAGCCAGCAGCACAGUCAUGAACAUUCUGUUCCGUUUCGGAGAAGCUCACAACUUGACCUUUGCCCUUCCCUUUCAAGCACAGUUUUCCUACCCCAGUUAUUUCAUCGCUAAGUAUGUUGAAGGUUUUUCCAUGGAAAGCAAGAAGGAGUUUCAUAUCAUGUGCCACCACAUGAGGUUUCAACUCACUGAGGUGGAAAAGGUAAUGCCAAACAGCACAUUUUAUUUUACUAUUGUACGAAAUCCAGUUUCUCACAUGGAAUCAUCGUUCUCAUAUUUCAAAAACAUAGAUGUAUUUCAUGAAGCUAAAAGUCUAGAGGACUUCUUCACCAAUACCUCAAAAUACUAUAAAACCACCAGUGAAAAAGGUAACUAUGCCAAGAACUUAAUGGCUUUUGAUUUGGGUUUUGACAACAAUGGACUAGAAUCUACAAAGCACUUUAAACUUAUGUGUCGGGCAGUAGACACCAUGUUUGACCUGGUGCUAAUAUCAGACUACUUUGAUGAAUCUUUAGUGCUUUUGAAGAAUGCACUAUGUUGGACUUUUGAAGAUAUUCUAUCAAUUCCACUUAACAGUAGAAGCAACAAUACAAAACAAGCACUGUCUAAAGAAACCCAGGAUAAGAUCAAGAACUGGAAUCAGUUAGACUGGAAUCUGUAUGUCUACUUUAAUAGGUCUUUCUGGAAUAAGGUGGACAACUUUGGGAGGAAGAGAAUGGAGAAUGAAGUAGAGGAGCUUCGAAAAAAGAGGACUGAAAUUGCACAGAUCUGCUUACAAGGUGAAGUGGAUCCUGACCAAAUGCAAGACAAAUCUCUAAAACCCUACCAGUCAGGAAUAGCCAGAAUUCUUGGACAGAACCUGAAGCCAGGAUUAAAAGAAAGUGACAGGCUUUUAUGCCAAAAACUAAUUACUCCAGAAAUUCAGUAUACUGAACUAUUGAAGAAGAGAGCUAAAAAUAAUCUACAAUAAUACAAUACUUCUCAGUAUCUCUCACCUUCGACACUUUAUUUAUUUUUCCCAAUACUUUGACACAGUUUUAGCACUGUUUUCUCAUCUUCAUACUUCUUGGAGUGUACAAAGUGUUUUGCUGGAUUUUGUUCAGACCCAUAGAGCAUUGUAUUCUAAUUUCUAUCUGACCACUUUAAACUAGACAUAUGCAAUUCAUUAAGCUCCAAAUUCCCUUUAGAAUUCAGACUUAUUUGGCAAUCGGUGGAUUCCAAAUAUCCAAAAUCUU
Messenger RNA from Pelobates fuscus (common spadefoot toad), 1420 nucleotides. Its product is annotated as galactose-3-O-sulfotransferase 4-like. The transcript is spliced from 3 exons. The record is from RefSeq and is a predicted model, not a curated record. Gene Ontology annotation, cellular component: membrane. The coding region runs from base 34 to 1155 and encodes 373 amino acids. Gene Ontology annotation, molecular function: galactosylceramide sulfotransferase activity. NCBI's taxonomy places the organism in Eukaryota, Metazoa, Chordata, Amphibia, Anura, Pelobatidae. Gene Ontology annotation, biological process: glycolipid biosynthetic process.